Messenger RNA from Paramecium pentaurelia, 249 nucleotides. Lineage: Eukaryota; Ciliophora; Oligohymenophorea; Peniculida; Parameciidae. The record is from the annotation of a GenBank genome assembly.
AUGAUAGUAAUAAAAAUCGUUAUGAUGGAUGCCAUUUCUAUAACUUAAGUUGUGAUAAUUUUUGGAAAGAAUGAAAAAAAGGAGAUUUUUGUAAUUCUUAAAAAGGCUUUGAGGUUGUUUAUAAUUAAUUUAUGUACUGUCAUUUUUGGUAAUGAUCUUUUAGUUGUCAAGAAGAAUGUUAAGGUAAUAAUAUUAUUACGUAUAAUGGAUGCUAUACUUUUAAUUUUACUGCACAAGUUUUUGUGUUGA